This is a messenger RNA of Anopheles cruzii, 2251 nucleotides long. RefSeq lists its product as uncharacterized. Gene Ontology annotation, biological process: transmembrane transport. Gene Ontology annotation, molecular function: transmembrane transporter activity. The transcript has 3 exons. NCBI's taxonomy places the organism in Eukaryota, Metazoa, Arthropoda, Insecta, Diptera, Culicidae. Gene Ontology annotation, cellular component: membrane. The record is from RefSeq and is a predicted model, not a curated record. Bases 357 to 1907 code for a protein of 516 amino acids.
CGAAGCCGCCGGCGGGGUUGCAGCGGAUCACUAGAACGGGACAGUUAUCAGCGGAACGGUGCUGUGUGUUGGGUUUUUUUCUGCCACCGGGCGUAUCGUGAGCCGGCGCCAUCUUGACGUCCACGGUGCCGGCGGGAUACCGGAUGUAGGCGCAGCGUCUGACUGGACAGGGUUCCCGUGCGCCCGACAGUCAUUCUGGAGUCGGUCUAGCGACGAAGCAGUCGCUUACGCGUGCCUCCAAACAGUCCACAGUCCGUGCCGCGCCGUUUUGGGUGUCGGUGUCUCUGAGUACUAGUGCGAGAGUGCGCCGCUCAAGAAGUCCUGCAAUCAACGUGCAAUCGCUCCGGAUCCGCGCGAUGCAGGCGAAGAAGCAACCCCUACUGGAUUACCGACUGGCCACCGUGCUGUACACGUUCAUCGCUGCCCUCAGUUAUGUGGCGUGUGGAGCGAUGGUGGGCUGGAGCAGUGGUGCGCUGCACCGGGGGCGGUCGGGACCACAGCUGGACAACUGGACGAUCUCGCUGAUCGCGACGCCGGCCGCCGUGCUCGCCGUCACCGCGUGCUUCGUCCACCGGUGGUACCUGUGGAUCGGCACCAAGAGCUUCCUGCUGGCGGCGUCCCUGCUGGCCGUCGGUUCCGCCGCCCUCGAGGCGCUCGCCCCCUCCUCCGGCGCCUUCUGGUGCGCCAGUGUGUCCCGUGUCCUGGCCGGCGUCGGGGCCGGCAUCGCGUUCACCCUCGUACCCUCGUACGUGGCCGAGCUUGGUGCCGCGACCCCUUGGCGCUCCCCGUGGCGUUCGCUCGUAGACGAACUAGUGGCGGCCGCCUUUCCCCUCGGCGUGCUGCUUCGCUUCACCGUCGAUCUGCUGCCGGUGCGGACGGAACUGAGCGCGCUGCUGUGCGGUGCGUUCGGUGUGUUCACCUUCGUCGCCUGCCUGUUCCUGCCCGAGUCGGCCCAGUACUUGAGUGCGGUGGGGCGUCCGGCACACGCCACCGCCACGCUCCAGCGGACGCACGGAACGGACCACGCCACGCAGCAGGCGAUGCAGGAGCUGCUCGAGCGCUGGCAGCAGCGCUCGAGUCCUGCCGGGCCGCCCUGCGGUCUGCUGGAGGCGGUCCGCCGCCAGGGUAACCUGACGCUGCUCUUGCCACUGCUGGCCCUCUUCGCGUUCCAGGCCUGCGUCGGAGCCGUUCCGCUGCUGUUCUACCUGAGCGACGUCCUGGAGCUGAUCGGUGUCAACGGGCACACCGGCCACGGGCUGUUCGGUGGCCAAGCGGCGGCCGCCGCCCUGCUGGCGGCCGUCUUCACCGCUACCGGCCCGCUCCUCGGGUGGCUGCUACGGCACCGGUUGCAGGCCGGCAACUACCCGCACCGGGUGCUGCUCCUUACCAGCACCCUGCUGAUGGCGCUCGCCAUGCUCGCCCUCGGCUGGCAGUGCCACGUCCGCGGUACCCACUCGCCGUCUCCGCACGUCCCCGCACCGGCGGCCCACCAGAACGGGCCACUGAUCGCGCUCGCCCUCUACUACACCUGCUACGCCGUCGGUUUCCACCGGCUGCCGGGGAAGCUGCUGGACGCGGAGCUGGACGACGAGGAGCUGCGGUUCCCGCUGCACACCCUCGCCACCGUCAUCAGCUGGGGCACGGUGUACGUGGCGGUGCGGCUCCUGCCGGUGCUCCUGCGCGCCAUCGGCAUCGGGUGGCUGUUCUGGAACGUGGCCCUCGUCGCCCUGUUCGCGGUCGUCGUGCUCAUCGUCAGCCUGCCGUCCGGCGGUGACUGCGACCACCACCACCACCCGCACCGGCGACCGACCUGCCGGCCGUGUGCGAGACCCUGCCCUCACUGUGUGUACAGCUCACAGUGUGUGGAUGUGGCCCUACCUGUGGAUGCCAAGCCGUCGAACGUCUGACACCCGGCAACAAUUUGCGUGCGUCAAUUUCUUUCGCAGUGACUACUUAUUGUAGCCUUUUUGUUAUACUUACCACACCACAGGGACACCAAACAUGUACACCUCAAUAAAUGUAAGAGUUGUAAGGCUAAAACAGAAAUCCUGUGGUCCCGUGAUCGAUACAAACCAUUUCAAGUAAAUAUGCUCCUUAUCAAGCUGACACAAUCGCACUAAAAAAAAAACUUCCAUUCGAUUUGUAAGUUACAAGAUGUUAACAUGGAAGUCAGCACUGAGCAAAAUUCGGCACAUUUAACAAUGUAUAUUUGUGGUGGGACUUGGAAGAAACCAUUCGGUGUACACUCUGU